AUGCCGAAGGCAGCGCUCGACGCCCGCUACCUGCUGUGCAAGAGGGCGAAGAAGGUAGAGGGCAAGCGCAGGGUGGCGAAGAUCACCUACCUGUUCCAGCCGACGAAGACGGGCAUCAUAGCGCAGCGCCUGUUCGAGGCCGAGCCCCCCAAGGUGCAGGUCCUGCUCGGUCGUCUCAAGAAGAUGUGA
Prorocentrum cordatum is the source of this 189-nucleotide messenger RNA. NCBI's taxonomy places the organism in Eukaryota, Dinophyceae, Prorocentrales, Prorocentraceae. The record is from the annotation of a GenBank genome assembly.